AGAAGAGUUUUCAUUUUUUUCUUUGCUUUUCUUCAUUAGCGGUAGGGUUCACUUUUUUAUUGUUUUUAAGUUUUGAGAAUUUAUAAGUUUCAAAUAUCACACACAGAGAUAGAAAGAUAAUAAUAAGAGUUUCUUCUCUCAUCCACAAUCUCUCCCUCUCUCUCUCUUUCCUUCUUCUAGCUAGGUAUUUUGUAUUCUCUUCCUUCUGCUUUGUCAUUAAUUUAUUUCUUCUCUUGUGUUAUUCAUCAUGUGUAGUAGUUCUUGUUUAUGUUUUCUCAACUUAUUUUGGAUUUUUGUUGUUAAAAAGCAAUCUUUAAAGCUUCUUCUUCAUGUUUUGAAAUGAACAAGAACCCAAAAAAAAAUCUGGUUUUUAUGUUCAGGUUUUCAAACACAGUCUCUUGAAUUCAGAGACUUGUUAUUAUUUUUUGUUCUUUCCCAUAAGAAAAACCAAAGAUUGUCUCUUGCGUUGAAACCAAACAAAGUAAUUUUUAUAUUUAGAAUCAUGGGUUUCAUUAAUUUCUUGGAUGUUUCUGCUUAAGUGUUUUUUCUUUCUCCACUACUCUUUGUCUGUACAUAGAUCUGAAAAAGUGUUUGUCUCUUUAUUUUAUUCUCAUAUAUAACUUUUUUUUUGGUUUUCAAGGGUCAUGAUGAUGAACAGAGACAUAUUAUUUCAUCAACAACAACAGCAACAAAUGGAAGAGAACAUGUCGAAUCUAACAUCAGCUUCAGGAGAUCAAGCAAGUGUGUCUUCAGGAAACAGAACUGAAACUAGUGGCUCUAACAUUAAUCAGCAUCAUCAAGAACAGUGUUUUGUUCCACAAUCGUCUCUUAAGAGGAAGAGAAAUCAACCAGGAAAUCCAGACCCAGAAGCAGAAGUGAUGGCCUUAUCACCAAAGACACUAAUGGCGACAAACAGAUUCAUAUGUGAGGUCUGCAACAAAGGUUUUCAAAGAGACCAAAACUUGCAACUUCACAAGAGAGGACAUAAUCUACCGUGGAAGCUUAAACAAAGAUCAAACAAAGAUGUGGUUAGGAAGAAAGUUUAUGUUUGUCCAGAGCCAGGCUGUGUCCAUCACCAUCCAUCGAGAGCUCUUGGUGACUUAACCGGAAUCAAGAAGCAUUUCUUCAGAAAACAUGGCGAGAAGAAAUGGAAAUGUGAAAAGUGUUCCAAGAAAUAUGCGGUGCAAUCAGAUUGGAAGGCUCAUGCUAAGACUUGUGGCACUAAAGAAUACAAAUGCGACUGUGGAACUCUCUUUUCUAGGAGGGAUAGUUUCAUAACUCAUAGAGCAUUUUGCGAUGCAUUAGCAGAAGAGAGUGCAAGAGCCAUGCCAAACCCUAUUAUGAUCCAAGCUUCAAAUUCUCCUCAUCAUCAUCAUCAUCAAACACAACAAAACAUCGGUUUCUCUUCGUCAUCCCAAAACAUCAUCAGCAACAGCAAUCUCCAUGGUCCUAUGAAGCAAGAAGAAUCACAGCAUCACUAUCAAAAUAUCCCUCCUUGGCUUAUCUCAUCAAACCCUAACCCUAAUGGCAACAAUGGUAAUUUGUUCCCUCCUGUUGCUUCUUCUGUGAAUACCGGGAGGUCCAGCUUUCCCCACCCAUCGCCGGCUAUGUCAGCCACAGCUUUGCUCCAGAAAGCAGCUCAAAUGGGUUCUACGAAGUCAACAACUCCAGAGGAAGAAGAGAGGUCUUCGAGGUCAAGCUAUAAUAACUUGAUCACGACUACAAUGGCUGCUAUGAUGACUUCACCACCAGAACCUGGCUUCGGAUUUCAAGACUAUUACAUGAUGAAUCAUCAACAUCACGGUGGAGGAGAAGCUUUCAACGGUGGUUUUGUCCCCGGAGAAGAGAAGAACGACGUCGUGGACGACGGUGGAGGAGAGACGAGAGAUUUCUUGGGGCUAAGGUCGUUAAUGUCGCAUAACGAGAUUCUAAGUUUCGCGAAUAAUCUUGGCAACUGUCUCAACACUUCUGCUACAGAGCAACAACAACAACAACAUAGCCACCAAGAUUAAUAUAUUAUAUCUGUAUAGAGACUCUUUCUAUAAAAUUAGUUUGAAAUAUAUGUUGAAAGGAGAAUUAUCACGCUGCAAGCAAGUUUAUACCCAAAAAAAAAAAUAUAUAUAUACAUUUUUGCUAAAUCCUGAACUUGGACUUAUUUAC
Arabidopsis thaliana (thale cress) is the source of this 2160-nucleotide messenger RNA. It is a transcript of the gene IDD7, whose product is annotated as indeterminate(ID)-domain 7. NCBI's taxonomy places the organism in Eukaryota, Viridiplantae, Streptophyta, Magnoliopsida, Brassicales, Brassicaceae. The transcript has 3 exons. Gene Ontology annotation, cellular component: nucleus. The coding region runs from base 645 to 2012 and encodes 455 amino acids. The record is from RefSeq and is marked reviewed. Gene Ontology annotation, biological process: regulation of DNA-templated transcription.